AUGGCAAUGCUCAUUAACCCUCAACAUCACCUCCUGCGCCGAACUCCUCUGCAAAUGAAGUUGAUGCAGCUACAUCUACCGGAAGACUUACCGUUACCGGAACCAAGCACGGCGAAUCCCUUUCAAGUGACUGCAUUUUCAAAUACAUGCUUGAUGCAUACGCCAAUGACGGGGAUGCGCUUGCUGUGCAGAUGUCACCUAGCUUGGGCUACUCCGACUAAGUGUGCACUUGAUGCCUUCGGUGCAGUCAAAGUAGCGGGCUACGAAGUUCUAGGCUGGCGGCCGUACCGUGAGGAGACGUCGCCCUUUAUGGAUCGUGCAGGUAACACUCUGCCGAUUAGAGAACGCCCUCCUCUCAAGAGCCCGGAAAAAAGAGGAGACACUGUUAAAGACAGUACUAUAUCUGGCUUACGAAAGCAGAAUUUAGAACUCAAGAAGAGACUCAAACAGCAAGAAAUUGAAAAAUUACCGCUCUGCAUGCGGCGUUCUAACGAAGUGCAGCAUCUAUACAAAGCUGCCUCGAGGAGUACAGACCAACUACGACGAUCUCGCUGGACUGUCUUGGAAAACGUAAAAGAACUCGGCUUUAUACACAAGAAGGUGAAGGAUCGGGAGGUAACUUACAACCUCGGAGAGAAGGACCAACACCCAGCAGAAAAACAUGCAGCAGGUAAUACUAAGAAGCCGAAAUAA
Fusarium odoratissimum NRRL 54006 is the source of this 693-nucleotide messenger RNA. RefSeq lists its product as uncharacterized. The record is from RefSeq and is a predicted model, not a curated record. Lineage: Eukaryota; Fungi; Ascomycota; Sordariomycetes; Hypocreales; Nectriaceae. The transcript is spliced from 2 exons. The coding region runs from base 1 to 693 and encodes 230 amino acids.